This is a messenger RNA of Penicillium soppii, 1059 nucleotides long. RefSeq lists its product as uncharacterized. The record is from RefSeq and is a predicted model, not a curated record. The coding region runs from base 1 to 1059 and encodes 352 amino acids. The transcript has a single exon. NCBI's taxonomy places the organism in Eukaryota, Fungi, Ascomycota, Eurotiomycetes, Eurotiales, Aspergillaceae.
AUGGAGAUGUCGCCGAACAAUUCUCCUUACCCUCUAUCCUCUUCCUCAUCACGGCAGUCUCUUCGCAAGGACGCCUCCAGACCAGGAACCGCCUCGGCGCGGCCAGGUGAUCCCCACUCCAGAGGGCAACCGCCAGAGCCGCGAUCUACAGACGAAAGCCAUCAAUCACCAGUAACAGUCGCAUCUCCUUACCAAGAUGCAACCGUGAAUGAAAUCGAAGACCAUCCAGAAGAAGGCCAAGACCACCAUUCAUCCCACCCUGCAUUCCAGCCCUUCUUUACCUUGAUCGAAGACGCCCACACCUCCGAUUACCACCACCCAACGGUACACUACAUAUUCUCCGACGAUGACAGCGAUAUCGUGACGGAAGCAGCACUGCGCAGCUUAUCUGCACAACAAGAAGCCCUCUCCGAUUCCAAAAAGGACCAGAUCGCGCACAUCCACACCUCUCCCCAAGAUGAGAUCAAAGACCCCUCCGAUUCGGUCCCGGCCAAGACAAGUCUCCUUCCACCUCCAGUGCCAGGUGUACGGGAGAAUUAUAUCAUUCUUGACGUAGAGCCCUCCCCGGUCUCAGAGGCACAGGACCCGUUUCCCGAACAACUCGCACCAGGCAAAGGCGACACAAAGUCUUUAUCCUCUUCACCGGCAAACCAGUCCGCCAUACCGCACGAAGGCCAGCCUCAGUACCGCGUGACCGCAGCGCAGAGUUUCUCGUCCACAUGGCAAGUCCUCAAUACGGAGAUCGUGCCAGCACCGACAUUCGAGAAUAGCAAUCCCGGCGAGUCACCGGCUCAUGGAUUGAUGUUGAAGAUUCGUGGAACUGCCGGUCUGCCCGACCAGAAGGGGAAAGACGGGGAGGGCAGAGGACAGAGACUAGAGGAAAUGAUGGACCAGUUCGCCAAACGGAUGAGUGAGUUGCAGGCAGUGAUUGAUGCAGCGGAGGCAGCGGGUCCCAAAGCGCAUGCGGAGGCAGAAGAAGAACAUCAUGUUCCUCCUGAUGUGGUCGAUGAAACCGCCCAAGGGGAGGAAGAUCCCAGCACAGGAGUGGAGCAGUUGUGA